AUGAGCCACACAAAGAUCCCGGGAAUAUCGUCUCAUAAGAGACCACUAGGCUCACCAGAGCGUCUUGGUAUGCCCAGCAAGCGGACACAUGUUCUGGGGGACGUUACGAAUACAAUAGCGUUCAGCGAGUAUUUCAAGAAUAGUAAUCGGAAAUACACUAUGCCAUCCACUGCCGUUGCAGACCCAAAUAUGCGUCUUAUGAACAGGUACUACUAUGGUGAUCCGAAAGUUAUUGAGGAGGUCAAGAAAAGAGAACGCAAAAUUGCCAGGGAUAUUCAGCAUUUUAGAAAAUCUAUUGUAGAGAUCGAUACAGAGACCAGAAUCGUGCACGAACGGGAACUGCCCGAUCUCAGAUACGAAAUCUCAAAAAAAAAUGCGUUGUGCAAUGAGCUGCGCAAAGAUCUGAUAGAAUUUACGUCGAAGCUUGACGAAAAAACCAAUGAUUGUGAUACUCUUAAAAGGGACGGGGAACUCGAUCUUCAACAUACACAACUCAAGCACCAAGUAGCACUUCAAGAGGUUCAAAAUGAAUUGGACCAAAACAUGAGUAAAUGUGCUGCUGAAUGGGAAGCAAAACUGCGAGAAAUUGAUAAUGAGCGUCCCGAUCCUGCUUUGCUCGUUGAACUCGAGGAACUGCAGAAAGAAAAACAUCUACGCAAUGCGCAGACUAAAGAAUUGGCGGCCAGCAAUAAUUUGGCUUGCGAAAAGAAAACCCAAGAGCUUGGUACGAUAUUGGAGCAACUAUUGAUAGAGAAGCAAGAACCGCUGCAUGAAUUGCAGGCAAAAAGUGAGGCGGUUCAAAAGGACAACGACAUGCUCAGACAAGAAACCGAUUCAGUCAAAGGUAAAAUCUCUCAAUAUGAAGAUCGUUGUUCUCAGUUGAUGCAACAGAUCUCAACCGUAGAUUCGUUGAUCACAGAAUGUAUGGAGGAACGCGCAAAAAAUCUCGAAGCCAAGAAAAAGGCAGAAGUCACAUAUCUCGAUUGCAAAACUAUCACAGAUGCGGUCCAGGAAGAGGCUCUUAUAGUAGAGUCCCAAUACAAUCAAGAGUUUGACAAAAUGGAAAAAGAACAGACAAGAAGAAGGGUCAUGGAAAAUAGCAUCGACGAGCUUCGCGGUAAAAUUCGGUGUUUCGCUUUCGUGGGUGACGAAAUGGUGGAAAACUCGAGUGUCGAUUAUUUUGCAAAAACAAUCGCAUUGGAUGAGACCAAGCCCUGUACAUUCAAUAGAAUCGUACCCCGAAAACUGAUUGAAGAACAGGAGUUGAUAAACCAAGAAUGCGAACCCUUUUUUCUAAUGUGCUUGAACAAGCAACUUAACUUUAGCCUCAUGUCGUCUCCUACUGGAAGGCAGUUGCAAUUGAAGAGAGCUUUUUUGGAGUAUCUCCUUACCAAAGAGAACAAACUCCUGACACAAUACGUUUCUCUUUCUGAGGGUUCAGAAUCUUGUGACCUUUUCCUACCAGCAGAACAAAAUGUCAAAACGGAUAUUCAGCUUACUCUAAAAAAAGACGCAAUUGAAAUCAAUUCAACUACUCUCGAAAUGCGAUCUACACAAGACGUAGAUGAAAAUGCAGCUCUUCUGGAAUCCAGUGUGGAUUCAGGCAAUGUCGGUAUUUUGAAGGCUGAGAUUUGGAAAGAUCAAAAUAAAUGUUGUGACGCUUACUUUCUGGAAGUCAACGAUCUCAAGACUAUGGAAAUGUUGGGAAAUUCUCGAAUAACCACUUCUACCACGAAGCCACCAAUGGCUAUAAUAUUACAAACGCUGCUGUUAAAAACAAAAUCUCUUUUUCUUUUCAAUCUUUUUGACAAAGAUACAGCGAGACCCAGCAUCUUACUAGACGCAGCAAGCCACAUUAGUCACCUCGAGACGUCGCAGACGCCUACGUGA
Lachancea sp. 'fantastica' is the source of this 1890-nucleotide messenger RNA. The record is from the annotation of a GenBank genome assembly. Lineage: Eukaryota; Fungi; Ascomycota; Saccharomycetes; Saccharomycetales; Saccharomycetaceae.